Scophthalmus maximus (turbot) is the source of this 2346-nucleotide messenger RNA. Its product is annotated as FH1/FH2 domain-containing protein 1. The coding region runs from base 516 to 2204 and encodes 562 amino acids. Gene Ontology annotation, cellular component: cytoplasm; cytoskeleton. The record is from RefSeq and is a predicted model, not a curated record. Gene Ontology annotation, biological process: actin filament network formation; cortical actin cytoskeleton organization. Gene Ontology annotation, molecular function: actin filament binding. The transcript has 9 exons. NCBI's taxonomy places the organism in Eukaryota, Metazoa, Chordata, Actinopteri, Pleuronectiformes, Scophthalmidae.
AGAUUAAACCUCUCUCCUCUCUGUCACUCACCGAAGGAGGGAGAAGGGAGAAGAGGGAUGAGAGUCGCGGCUGCAGAAGCACCACAUUUGGAAGUUCUGCAGAAAAACGUUCCUGGGAUUUUUUCUGCCAUCAGAGUUGGAUGCGAGACUAAACACAGUCCUUCAUAGCGCACGUGAAGUGUUCCUCACCGACCACGGUCCACUUCUGGAUGAAACGCUGUGUGCAGGUUUCGAGGGGACAAACACCGCGGCCGGGGCAAAUUGCAGGUUACGGUGAAGAGACAGCGUCCAGCAGAAAGGUGGUUGGAAGAUCGUGAUGUGGUCGUGUGAGUUAUGAGCUUCUGUGGUCGGCAGACGUUCAGAGGGAAACAGGGAGAGUGUGAGGAGGCGAGGGAGGACUCAAACUGCUGCGACGUCUGAUCACGGAUUCACCUUUUCUCCAGCUCAAAAAGAAAUGACAACUCCCCUGCUACACAUCAACAGAACGGUUGUUUGAGCCACCGACUGUGAGAGCGAUGAAGGAGGCCGACCCGAGCAGGGAGAACCUCCUGACGUGGGAGUGUGAGCAGCCCUGGAGCUCCGGCCUCAAACCUGCUGCACGUCUCUGCCUCGACACCUUGGACUUCUCAGACCUCUGGGACGAGGAGGACAGCGCAGAGGACGAGGGAACGGUUCCAAUCUGUGAAUCAUCAACAGGCCUCCAAGCCCCUCCAGCGCCCCCUCCUCUUCCUCUUCUUCCUCCUCCUCUUCCUCCUCCUCCUCCUCCUCUGGGCCCAGCUUUGCCCUCGACCUCCCUGAAAGGUACAAGCGUGACAUGUCGCACCUUGAAGCUCCACUGGAGGGAAAUGCAGACUCUGGCUCCCCUGCCCAGGAUGACCCGCUUUGGGACGCAGACUAUCUGGGCCGCUCUCGAACCAGUUCAUGUGGAUACAAACCGACUGCAGCACCUGUUUGAGUCCAAGGGCAGCACCUGCUUCAAUGUGGCUUCUGGGCGGAAGAAGCAGCCGUCAGUGUCAGUGCUGGGGAUGAAGAGGAGCAACAUCAUCACCAUCACCCUGAGCAGCCUGCCCCCUCCCCGCCUCCUGCCCCCGGCCAUCUACAGCAUGGACAGCAGCGUGUUGGACCGAGAGGACGUCCAGCGGCUGCAGGCAUUAAUCCCAACAGAGGAGGAACUCUGUCUGAUCAAGGACGCCAAGGCCCAGAACCCCCACGCUCACCUGGCCCAGGCCGAGCUCUGCCUCCUCACGUUGGGCGACAUCUCUCACCUGAGCUCCAGGCUUCAGCUGUGGGCCUUCGCACUGGACUACGACUCCUUGGAGAGGGAGAUUGCCGAGCCUCUCUUCCACCUGAAGAUGGCUAUGGAGCAACUAGCCGCCAGUCAGACCUUCAGAUGUAUCCUGGCAACGGUGUUAGCCAUCGGCAACUUCUUGAAUGGAUGCAAGGCCCGUGGGUUUGAGCUGAGUUACCUGGGGAAGCUGUCGCAGGUGAGGGACACACACUCCCGCCAGCCGCUGCUUCACCACGUGUGCGUGCUGCUGCUGCAGCUCUACCCACAAUCCUCGGAUCUCUACUCCGACAUCAGUGCCGUUACCAAGGCUGGAAAGUGCGAUUACGCCCUCGUCCAGUCCAACCUGUCUCAGCUCGACGCCCUCUGCAAAGAAUCAUGGGAGCAGCUGAAGGUGGUGGACAAGGCAGAGGAGAAGAGGAAAGGAGGAAAGGGUGAGAGGAGGAGGGCAGCAGCGGGAGACGAGGCCCGGGAAGGUUCCCUCCGUCACCGGCUUCCGAAGAUCCUGAAGGAGUGUGAGGAGAAGCUGAAGGUCCUCAGAGCUGUUCACCGCCGGGUCGUCAACAGGUUCCACUCCUUCCUCUUGUUCCUGGGCUACUCCCGAGCCACGGUGAGGGACACCAGAGCCGAGGACUUCUGCAGGACCAUCAGUAACUUCUCUCUGGAGUACCGGUCCACGCGGCAGGACGUCCUGCUGCACCGGGAGCGGGAACGACACCGGAGCGGAGCCCAGAGCCAAGGAACCAGAACUCCCGCCGGCCGGAGGACGUGUCAACACACUCCCUCACAUGACGGCGAGCGGAGCAACGAGCAGUGUGAGCUGGAGCAGCUGCUGCUGAGGCCGGACGCCUCGCUGCCCCGGGGCCGCAGGAGGACGGCUCACCUCCAAGGUCCUGUCUCUCAGAAGCUGAAGUGGUGACGCUACUGAAGAAACACAUCAUCUGACUGAGACGUUGUUUUUCAGUUUUCAUAAUAUCUGAGUCACAUAACCAUGUCAAUUUUUAAUCAUGUUUUUCUUUUGUGAAGUGAAGAUGCAUUAAAAAAAAAAUCUGUUUUUGAUA